This is a messenger RNA of Papilio xuthus (Asian swallowtail), 2879 nucleotides long. It is a transcript of the gene CoRest, whose product is annotated as REST corepressor. The record is from RefSeq and is a predicted model, not a curated record. Gene Ontology annotation, cellular component: transcription regulator complex; histone deacetylase complex. Gene Ontology annotation, molecular function: transcription corepressor activity. Bases 200 to 1696 code for a protein of 498 amino acids. Gene Ontology annotation, biological process: negative regulation of DNA-templated transcription; regulation of transcription by RNA polymerase II. NCBI's taxonomy places the organism in Eukaryota, Metazoa, Arthropoda, Insecta, Lepidoptera, Papilionidae. The transcript has 10 exons.
AUGUAUCAUUACAACCCGUCGCUGGUUUGUCAAAUUAUUGAUGCGGUGGUUUGAAUCACGUUUGAAUUGAAGUGCGAAGCUUCGCAUUCAGUUUUAUUUGCGUUUUGUUGUUUUCUAGUCAUAACAUAAAAUAGGUAAACAAGUGAGUUGUACGUAAUUCGUGUUGUGCUACUGGCAUUGAGUGUAAAAUUAGUUAAUCAUGGUGUUGGCUGAACGAAGCAGUGAUGUUCGAAACGGGAAGCGAUCGAGAGGGCCGAGCCCUAAUGGCCAUGGAAGUCCUGAUUCAAGCUCAGAAGAUGAGAACGUAGUACCAUUUGCAGCUGAGAAGAUAAGAGUGGGUCGAGAUUAUCAGGCAGUUUGUCCCGAGCUGGAGCCUGUGGAGCAAAGGAAACCUGAACAAAUAUCUGAUAGAGCUUUGUUGGUUUGGUCACCGACAUCUGAUAUAUCUGACAUUAAAUUGGAUGAAUAUAUAACAACAGCAAAGGAAAAGUAUGGGUACAAUGGUGAACAAGCAUUAGGAAUGUUGUUUUGGCAUAAACAUGAUCUCAGUCGUGCUUCCAUGGAUCUUGCUAACUUCACACCUUUCCCUGAUGAAUGGACAGUUGAAGAUAAAGUUCUGUUUGAACAAGCUUUUCAAUUUCACGGAAAGAGCUUCCACAGAAUAAGGCAAAUGUUACCUGAUAAAUCCAUUGCAUCAUUGGUAAAAUAUUAUUAUUCAUGGAAAAAAACAAGAGCUCGCACAUCAUUGAUGGAUGUAGUCGGUGAAGGUCGUAAUGCUACCGGUUCAGGUACAGGAAAGAGGGAAUCCGGAGCGGGCUCCGAGCAAGGCGUGUCUGAUAAGGACUCAGACAAUGAUGAAAAGGGCGAGGGCGGCGGCGGUGCGAGCAAGUGGUGCACCGUCUGCGGCAUUCUGUGCACACAAACGACGCCGCACAAUUCCCAGAAGUUGUGUCAGGCAUGCCUCGUGCACGCCAGACGCACGGGGACGAUGCGGCCGCUUUGCGGUCCGUCGGGACGACGCGGCCCCGGCAAGCAACAGAGAUACAAGCAUCGUUUGCCGCGCGGCAUUUACAUCAAUCAUGACGAUCUCGUUGCCAUGGCAACAGGUCCGCAGCCCGGUGACCCUCCGCAGCCCGGCAUUAUCAAUCAGGGCGAAGCCAUGCUCAAAGCUAUGGACAGAGAGAUCAUAUCGCUCAAGAGACAAGUUCAACAGAAUAAGCAACAAUUAAGUGCCAUGAAACGUAAAGUUGGAGACGCGGGAGUUGAAGAACUCAGACCCGGGGAACCCCCUGCAAAGAUUAACGCGCGUUGGACAAAUGAUGAAUUGUUAAUGGCAGUUACAGCAGUAAGGAAAUAUGGCAAAGAUUUCCAAGCCAUCGCGGAAACUCUCGGCACGAAAACAGAAGCCCACGUCCGUACUUUCUUCAUAACGUAUCGACGUCGCUACAACUUGGACGCGGUGCUGCGGGAACACGAAGCCGAUCGUGGAAGUGCAAAUCAUAUACAACAAGGUACAACAAGUACAGAAGGUGGUGACAAUGUAGCUGAUAACACCAGCGGGAAUGGCACCGCUUCCCCGCAAGCUAACGCAAAAGAUGAGAAGACGGAGGUAGACAGCGAAGGCGUGGCUAUCGGCGCGUCGGCGGAGCAGGGCGGGCCGCCGACCACUCCACCGAAGCACAAGCCCGCCAAGUGAUGCAAGACAUACAAGCGGACACGCUGCAAUACAUAACACCGAUACAAAUAUAUAUAGACGUUUUCAUAUAUCUUGGCCGCUCGGAACAUCGUACGAGUGCACAGAACAUUAUGUUAGAAGUUAGUGCGCAUGCGCAGAUGACCUUGAGCCUCCAAAUAUAUUGAAUUAACCUCUAGAACACUUACGCUCGUAAUAUAGAGUAUUGGAGUAUCUCAUCUCUUUACAUAUGUAAGGAAAUUAUAUAUAAGUUUGUAAUAUUUAUCUUUAUUUCGUGAAUUUAGUUGCGUUAGAUAAAAACUUACAUUUAAGUGUAUAUAUUUAAUUAUGUCGAAAUUAAUCAAUUGGAUGUACUGAUAUUUAUUAUUUGUUUUAUUAUAGUAAUAAAUUCUUUUAAAUGUAGAAGUAUGAGUAAGAAAUGAAAUACUGUUUAUGUGAAAGUAAAUUCUUUUUUUUUUAAAUUGACGUGUUGGUAAUAUAUAUUGAUAUUUCUCAUAAAUAAGUAAUUAAAAUUAAAAAAAGCAUGUUUAUUGACAUAUUUUCUAUUGUAAAGAAAAGAAUUGACAUUAAAAUAGCUCAUUCCAAUUUAUAUGAUAAGAAAGAAACAUAUUCUAAAGUUGACAAACACCAUUUUUUACAAUUUAGUAUCUGACAAGCAAUAAUAGUUAUAUCAAGCUAUUAAAACAAACAAAACUAUAAAUAUAGAAUUAAAUUGUAAUGUUUAUAUUUAUAAAUUACUGAUACACUCAGAGACGAAUCAUUGCUUAAGCAAUACUUUAGUGUAGCUUUCUCUUACUAAAUAGUCAGUAUGAGAAAACUACAAAGGAAAUAUUUAAGGGUGUCUUUUAAUUAUGACUAUUUAAAUGUCUCUGAGUGAUGAUUCCUAACAUAAGUUCAAAUGUAUAUCAGGUGAUAGUAAGGAUGUGAAAAGAUCUAGUUUUGUAAUAUGAGUCAGUAUACGGAAACGGAAGGUUUUUUUUUUCACCUUUGUAAAUAUAUUUAUAAGUUUGGAAUUAGAUAUAAGAUUUUUUUUAAGUUUAUGUAGAGCACUAUUACUUUAAAAUUUAAAACACUUCAAAUUUUUCAUUCAUUUUGUUCAUUCGUCAUUCCUUAAAGGUUAUAUAAACAUACAGUUUUUACCAUCCAUGUCUUAUAAAUUUAAAAAAUAUAUUUUUUUUUAUUUUGC